Messenger RNA from Volvox carteri f. nagariensis, 538 nucleotides. RefSeq lists its product as uncharacterized. NCBI's taxonomy places the organism in Eukaryota, Viridiplantae, Chlorophyta, Chlorophyceae, Chlamydomonadales, Volvocaceae. Bases 1 to 465 code for a protein of 154 amino acids. The record is from RefSeq and is a predicted model, not a curated record. The transcript has 4 exons.
AUGGCCUCUAGGCAGGCGGGAAACUGCCGAAUCCGCAAAGCCCGGGGCCUUAUGGUUAACGCGGAGUUUUUUUCCAAGAAAUGGCUCAUGAGUCAUGAGUGGUUUAGGGCAGAUGCAGCACAGAUGGGGCGGAUGAGUGGUGGGCCCGUGGUGCACGUGAUCAUGGAGAAGGGGGAAGGGAAGUGCAGUGUCAGACUCGUGUGGGUGAUCGGGUCUGCAGAGCUACCGGGCAAGCAGACCUGGUACAUGCCAGAUGACUCGAGGCCCCAACACCUUCCGACCACCAUUCUCGACGACACCAGUCGCAGCGCGCGUGAAGAGAAAACCAGCGGGCGCUGUCGGACUCACCAACGCAGCGGGCAACACGCCAACGCAGUGGAAAAACACUUAAAACUGCCAAUGCAAAAAGAUGAUUGUGUUCAUAGAUAUGGAAGUUACUCUGGAGUCCAACUACAACCACCGUAAGGUCAACUUCCACGACUGUAGCUAAAAACGCGUCGUCGUGUCUUUCAUCGUCCUUUCCAGUGCCUGGACAAGC